This is a messenger RNA of Neomonachus schauinslandi (Hawaiian monk seal), 2151 nucleotides long. RefSeq names its product leucine rich repeat neuronal 1 (gene LRRN1). Lineage: Eukaryota; Metazoa; Chordata; Mammalia; Carnivora; Phocidae. The coding region runs from base 1 to 2151 and encodes 716 amino acids. The record is from RefSeq and is a predicted model, not a curated record. The transcript has a single exon. Gene Ontology annotation, molecular function: protein binding.
AUGGCUAGGAUGAGCUUUGUUUUAGCAGCUUGCCGACUGGUGCUGGGCUUGCUAAUGACUUCAUUAACUGGGUCUUCCCUACAAAAUAGUGAGUGUCCACAACUUUGUGUAUGUGAAAUUAGGCCCUGGUUUACCCCGCAGUCAACAUAUAGAGAAGCCACUACUGUUGAUUGCAAUGAUCUCCGCUUAACAAGGAUUCCCAGCAACCUUUCUAGUGAUACCCAAGUGCUUCUCUUACAGAGCAAUAACAUAGCAAAGACCAUGGAUGAGCUCCAGCAGCUUUUCAACCUGACUGAGCUAGAUUUCUCCCAAAACAACUUUACAAAUAUUAAGGAGGUAGGGCUGGCAAACCUGACCCAGCUCACUACUCUACAUUUGGAGGAAAAUCAGAUUACAGAAAUGACUGAUUACUGUCUGCAAGAUCUCAGCAACCUUCAAGAACUCUAUAUCAACCAUAACCAGAUUAGCACUAUUUCUGCUAAUGCUUUUUCAGGCUUAAAAAAUCUUUUAAGGCUUCAUUUGAACUCCAAUAAAUUGAAAGUUAUCGAUAGCCGCUGGUUUGAUUCAACACCCAACCUGGAAAUUCUCAUGAUUGGGGAAAACCCCGUGAUUGGAAUUCUAGAUAUGAACUUUAAACCCCUCUCAAAUUUGAGAAGCCUGGUUUUGGCAGGAAUGUAUCUCACUGAUAUUCCUGGAAAUGCCUUGGUGGGCUUGGACAGCCUUGAAAGCUUGUCUUUUUAUGAUAACAAACUGGUCAAGGUUCCUCAGCUUGCCCUGCAAAAAGUUCCAAAUUUAAAAUUCUUAGACCUCAAUAAAAACCCCAUUCACAAAAUCCAAGAAGGGGAUUUCAAAAAUAUGCUUCGGCUAAAAGAACUGGGAAUCAACAAUAUGGGGGAACUCGUUUCUGUGGAUCGUUAUGCCCUUGAUAACUUGCCUGAACUCACAAAGUUAGAAGCCACCAAUAACCCCAAAUUAUCUUAUAUCCACCGAUUGGCUUUUCGAAGUGUUCCUGCCCUAGAAAGCUUGAUGCUGAACAACAAUGCCUUGAAUGCUGUUUACCAAAAGACGGUAGAAUCCCUUCCCAAUCUUCGUGAGAUCAGUAUCCACAGCAAUCCCCUGAGGUGUGAUUGUGUCAUCCACUGGAUUAACUCCAACAAGACCAACAUCCGCUUCAUGGAGCCCUUGUCCAUGUUUUGCGCCAUGCCACCUGAAUAUAGAGGGCACCAGGUAAAGGAAGUUUUAAUCCAGGAUUCAAGUGAACAGUGCCUCCCAAUGAUAUCUCAUGACACAUUCCCAAAUCAUUUAAACAUGGAUAUUGGCACAACGGUUUUCCUAGACUGUCGGGCCAUGGCUGAGCCAGAACCCGAAAUUUACUGGGUCACUCCUCUUGGAAAUAAGAUAACUGUGGAUACACUUUCAGAUAAAUACAAGCUAAGUAGUGAAGGUACUUUAGAAAUAUCUAACAUACAAACUGAAGACUCAGGAAGAUACACCUGUGUUGCCCAGAAUGUUGAAGGGGCCGACACGCGUGUGGUAACAAUUAAGGUUAAUGGAACCCUUCUGGAUGGUACCCAGGUGCUGAAAAUAUAUGUCAAGCACACAGAAUCUCAUUCCAUUUUAGUGUCCUGGAAAGUUAAUUCCAAUGUCAUGACAUCAAACUUAAAAUGGUCAUCUGCCACCAUGAAGAUUGACAAUCCUCACAUAACAUAUACUGCCAGGGUCCCAGUAGAUGUUCAUGAGUACAACCUAACACAUCUGCAGCCUUCCACAGAUUAUGAAGUGUGUCUCACAGUGUCCAAUAUUCAUCAGCAGACUCAAAAGUCAUGUGUUAAUGUCACAACUAAAAAUGCCGCCUUUGCACUGGACAUUUCUGAUCAAGAAACAAGUACGGCCCUUGCUGCAGUAAUGGGGUCCAUGUUUGCCAUCAUUAGCCUUGUGUCCAUUGCUGUGUACAUUGCCAAAAGGUUUAAGAGGAAAAACUACCACCAUUCAUUAAAAAAGUAUAUGCAAAAAACUUCUUCAAUCCCACUAAAUGAGCUAUACCCACCACUCAUUAACCUCUGGGAAGGUGACAGUGAGAAAGACAAAGAUGGUUCUGCAGACACCAAGCCAACCCAGGUUGACACAUCCAGAAGCUAUUACAUGUGGUAA